Notothenia coriiceps (black rockcod) is the source of this 3135-nucleotide messenger RNA. It is a transcript of the gene ddhd1b, whose product is annotated as DDHD domain containing 1b. Lineage: Eukaryota; Metazoa; Chordata; Actinopteri; Perciformes; Nototheniidae. Bases 1 to 1668 code for a protein of 555 amino acids. The record is from RefSeq and is a predicted model, not a curated record. Gene Ontology annotation, cellular component: cytoplasm. Gene Ontology annotation, molecular function: metal ion binding; glycerophospholipase activity. The transcript has 12 exons.
AUGAUGUGGUGUCCCUCAGAGCAAGACCGCAUCCCUGUGAUGAGGGGGCAGUGGUUCAUCGACGGGACGUGGCUUCCCCUGGAGGAGGACGAGAGUGACCCCAUCGAGAUCGAGUACCUGGCCCGUUUCCGAGGGCAACAGAUGAGGGACACCUACGAGAUGGAGGUGGUGGACACCACAGUGGACAGCAAGGAUGCCAUCCACAGCCGGAAACUGAGCCGGAGUCACGUGGACUGGCACAGCGUGGAGGAGGUGUAUCUGUACAGCGACGCCACCACCUCCAAGAUCGCUCGCAGUGUCACACAGAAACUGGGCUUCUCUAAAGCCUCCAGCAGCGGGACACGUCUCCAUCGGGGAUACGUGGAAGAGGCGGCCCCUGAGGACACCCCACCCGAAACCACCCACAUCGUCUUUGUGGUGCAUGGCAUUGGCCAGAAAAUGGACCAGGGUCGUAUCAUCAGGAACACCAGCAUGAUGAGAGACGCUGCCAGGAAGAUGGAGGAGAAGCACUUCUCAGAUCGCACCACAGAGCAUGUAGAGUUCCUUCCUGUGGAGUGGAGGUCAAAGCUGGCUCUGGAUGGAGACAGGGUGGACUCCAUCACCCCAGACAAAGUGCGGGGCCUCAGAGACAUGCUGAACAGUAGCGCCAUGGACAUCAUGUACUACACCAGCCCGCUGUACAGAGACGAGGGCCACGUCUGCUUGGAGAUCAACCAGUUGCAUCUGGAGAGGCCCAGCAUUUGCCCACUUGAAGUGCUGUUAAGAGACUUAGAGGAUCAGUUCCAGGGUCUGCGGACUUCCUCUUCUGCUGUGCCAGAGUUGAAAUUCAAGGUAGAAAACUUCUUCUGCAUGGGCUCUCCUCUGGCGGUGUUCUUGGCUCUGCGUGGGAUCCGGCCUGGAAACAGCUGUGUGCAGGACCACAUUCUCCCCACAUCCAUCUGCAAACGCCUCUUCAACAUAUUCCAUCCCACAGACCCCGUGGCAUAUAGAUUGGAGCCUCUCAUCUUAAAGCACUACAGUAACAUUGCACCUGUUCAAAUCCACUGGUACAACACCACCAGCCCGACCCGGUACGAUCAGGUCCGGCCCACGCUGCUGAACCCCCCCAAGGAGACGGCCUCAGUGUCCGACUCAGAGAGCAUCCCCAGCCCCUGCACCUCCCCCCCGCAGGUCCGACGGCACUACGGAGAGUCCAUCACCAGCCUCGGCAAGGCCAGCAUCAUGGGUGCUGCCAGUAUUGGAAAGGGAAUCGGAGGAAUCCUGUUUUCCCGCUUUUCCCGUUCCAGUGGCCAGGUGGGCGGAGUGGAGGAGGAGCCAUUAGAUCCUGAGGGCGGAGCCUCUGAGGUUGAAACAGUGGCAUCAGGAGAGGAAGGAGUAACUGUAGCAGAAACCGAGGAGAAGGACAAAGAAAUCAAGGAGGAGAGGACAGAGGUGGAGCCCGUCAUGUCCCAGUCCAUCUCAGCGGUCAUGGACAGCACCUCGUUGGAACUGGAGAGGCGCAUCGACUUCGAGCUGAGGGAGGGCUUGGUGGAGAGCCGCUAUUGGUCGGCAGUGACCUCACACACAGCCUAUUGGUGCUCUUAUGACGUGGCACUGUUCCUCCUCACCUUCAUGUACAGACCACAGGAGCCUGUGGAGCCUGCAGAGGACAGCCCAGAGACCUCGUAGCAUGCAAACUGACACAUGGAGCCAUAACGGGUGGGGUCACUUCCCUUUCUAUUCACCCCUUUUGAAUAUAGACUGAAAGCCCAAAAUUACGUCUCUACAUCUUAAGUUUUCAAAAUUCUAAAUCAGAAUUCUCAGCUUGAUUUUUGUGAAAUGUUACCGUAUAAAUAACAAAUAAUUUAAUAUAUUCUAGGAUUUGGAAAUGUGAGAAUUUGGAAGACUUAUUAUGUUUACAUGUAAUGUCAUCGAACAAGUAGUUGAUUUGACUGGAAAGGGGUUUGUAAAACAAGACUUAGUCUAAAGCCCUGCUUGCGGUUCAACACUACAGAUUUGCCUUUUUUUUUACAGCUCUAGAUUUAAUUUAAUAUUGGCUGUAAGAUGAAAACUUUAUAACAUUUUAUUUGUAUUUACAUUUGCCAUACAUCAUCCAACAGCAAUUUAAUUCGCUUUUUUUUUAGUGGCAUUACUUGACUUCCAUAUAAGCUAGCAAUGCCAUCUAAACUGACAGAACCUCAAUGUGACCUUUGCUACGGACUGAGCUACUCUCCUGUUUCCUGCUCAACAACAGCUGUUUCCUGGGCAGAGCACCCUGCAGUGCCAGUGACCAAUCAUAUUUACUCGCCCAAUCACAAAGCUCUGUCGCUCCUUCACUGUGAAUGUGAUGCUGAACCUGUAGCCAUAGAAAGCCCCAGUGCUUGAUCCAGGUCAACGCUGUGCUCCUGUGAAAAGUGUUUUUUUUUAAUCUCAUGCUUCAGAUGAGAACAAAACACACACAAUGCACUACAUGGACAAGGCUUUCUAAAACCUGAAUACUUCGCAGACAAUCAAAAAAGGUCAGCAUUUAAUGAUUUUGACCACUAGAGGGCAGAGACUUCAAAACAGACUCCUUCGCAGAGCCAGUGUGAGAGCAGCACGUUAGCAUAGCAUCAGUAGCUUCAGAGCUUCUCUGUGUCUGACCUGGCCAUGGUCUAAACAGGAUGCAUUCCAGCACAGUGUUGAUUGUAGUUCCUCUGCAUUUUGGCAGUGCUCAGCACACAAUCACUGUACAAAACACAUAGGCUCUGUUUUUCAACGUGCAAUGCUAAGCUAAAAAGUUGCUACCUUCAGGAUGGCUCCAUUUAUAUGCACUCAUCUAACCAGGUUGUAUUCGGCUUUUUGUUUUCUUUACAAUAUAGAUUUUUUACAUGCUAGAUUUCAGACAAAAAGGUGUCAAUAUGAAAGGAGAAAACAUUUGACAUAGUUACAAUGCAUCCUUGUAUUUCAAUUCAAUCUAAAGUAUGAUGCUAGCUAAUGGAAAUGAACACCAAGGGUUCUAUUUUUUGUUAUUGAAUGUCGUUCAAACACACUAUCGGUAAUUUGCUCUGGCUUACUGAAACGUUGUCUUUAAUUACAAAUUGUUAUGUCAACAAUUUUCAUAUAACCAGGGCUGCCAACAUUUGAGUUCAGCUUGGAGUGAGAUAUUGUUUUUUG